Molecule: messenger RNA, 3258 nt
Organism: Brachypodium distachyon (stiff brome)
Lineage: Eukaryota; Viridiplantae; Streptophyta; Magnoliopsida; Poales; Poaceae
Product: auxin response factor 23
Exons: 15
Coding region: 235-2790 (851 amino acids)
Biological process (GO): response to hormone; regulation of DNA-templated transcription
Cellular component (GO): nucleus
Molecular function (GO): protein binding; DNA binding
Source: RefSeq, a predicted model, not a curated record
UUCCCCCACCUCCCUCGCGAACUGACGUCGCCUUCUUAAAUCCCCCGGUAAAAAAAGGAGAGAGUAGAGGAGAGGAGAAGAGGAGACACUGCGGAGCUGCUGCCGCGAAUCGGAGGGGAAUUCGACGGCGCGGGGCGAAUCCGACCGGAAAUUCACGCGAUUCGGGCCCGGUUUGUGCGGUGCGGGAGGUGAGCGCGCGCGGGGAGGAGGCGCGGAUGUGAAGAUCUGGCUGGGAUGUCUUGUGCAGCAGCUGCUGCUGCUGCCGCGGCGGGCGGCGGCGAGGGGGACGCGGCGACGGCGGCGGCGCGAGCCGGCGGAGGAGGAGAAGGGGAGGAUGCUCUGUUCUCGGAGCUGUGGAGCGCAUGCGCCGGGCCGCUGGUCACGGUGCCGAAGGUCGGGGACAAGGUGUUCUACUUCCCGCAGGGGCACAUCGAGCAGGUGGAGGCAUCGACCAACCAAGUGGCUGAGCAGCGGAUGCAACUGUACAAUCUCCCAUGGAAGAUCUUGUGCGAGGUCAUGAACGUUGAAUUAAAGGCCGAGUCAGACACUGAUGAGGUCUACGCUCAGCUCACUCUGCUUCCUGAAUCAAAGCAGCAAGAGGAGAAUGCUUCUACCGAGGAGGUGUCUGCUGCGCCAUCAGCUGCGCCUGUGAGGCCACGGGUGCACUCCUUCUGCAAGACAUUGACUGCCUCAGACACAAGCACGCAUGGUGGCUUCUCUGUGCUGCGUCGCCACGCAGAUGAGUGUCUCCCUCCAUUGGAUAUGAGCCGGCAACCUCCGACACAAGAGCUGACAGCAAAGGACCUGCAUGGGGCAGAAUGGCGCUUCCGUCACAUCUUCAGAGGUCAGCCACGCCGACACCUUCUGCAAAGCGGUUGGAGUGUAUUCGUCAGUGCAAAACGACUUGUUGCUGGGGAUGCCUUCAUCUUUCUCAGAGGUGAGAACGGGGAGCUACGUGUUGGAGUCAGACGUGCAAUGAGGCAGCAAACCAAUGUUCCGUCUUCAGUAAUAUCCAGUCACAGUAUGCAUCUUGGUGUUCUUGCUACAGCAUGGCAUGCUGUUAACACAGGGACCAUGUUUACUGUGUACUAUAAACCUAGGACUAGCCCAGCAGAGUUUGUGGUCCCUUAUGAUCGUUAUAUGGAAUCGCUCAAACGCAAUUACUCUAUUGGGAUGAGAUUUAAGAUGAGGUUUGAAGGUGAAGAGGCUCCAGAGCAAAGAUUCACUGGGACUAUUGUUGGAAUGGGGGAUUCUGAUCCAGCUGGAUGGGCUGAAUCCAAAUGGCGUUCCCUUAAGGUGCGCUGGGAUGAAGCUUCUUCAAUUCCUCGCCCUGAAAGAGUUUCUCCCUGGCAAAUAGAACCUGCUGUAAGCCCUCCUCCAAUUAAUCCGCUUCCAGUGCCAAGAACCAAAAGGCCUCGCCCGAAUGUUAUAGCUUCCACAACUGACUCUUCUACUCAAGCAAAAGAAGUUGCUCCCAAAGUGGCAGCGGAGACGCAACAGCAUGCUUUACAAAGGGCUUUCCAGACUCAAGAGAAUGCAACCCCGAAAACUGGUUUUGGUGAUGGCAGCGAAUUGGACACUACACAGAAAUCUGUCCUGCAGCCCUCAGGGUUUGAACGUGAGAAAAACAACAUUCCUACUCAGAUAAAACUAGGUUCAAAUGGUUGGAUGCAGAUGAGCAGGCCUGAGAGUUACAGUGAAAUGUUAUCUGGAUUUCAGCCUCCUAAAGAUGUACAGAACCAGCAGGGUUUCCGUUCUUUCCCUGAGCAGAUCGCUGCAGGUCAUUCAAAUUUCUGGCACACAGUCAACGCUCACUAUCAAGAUCAGCAAGGCAGUCACAGCACGUUUCCUGGCUCAUGGUCGUUGAUGCCUCAGAAUACUGGCUUUGGGUUGAACAAACAGAACUAUCCAAUGAUGCAGGAGGUUGCUGGGUUGCCUCAAAGGGCUGCAAAUACAAAGUUUGGGAAUGGAGGCUAUGCUGCACUGCCAGGCCGCGGCUUCGAUCAAUACUCAACUGGAUGGUUUGGCCACAUGAUGCCAAGUUCCCACAUGGAUGACACACAGCCGCGCGUGAUCAAGCCUCAACCUUUGGUUGUUGGUCAUGGUGACAUGCAGAAAACGAAAGGCGCUUCAUGCAAACUAUUUGGGAUUCACCUUGACAGCCCAGCGAAAUCUGAACCUCUGAAAUCUCCGCCAAGUGUUGCAUAUGAUGGGAUGCCGCACACUCCAGGGAGUGCUGAAUUGUGUAGAAUGGAUGCAACUGAACCAGAGAAGUGUUAUGACCCUUCUAAGACUCCGAAGCCACUCGAUGCUCCAUAUGCAGAUUCUGUUCCUGAGAAGCAUCUUUCUUGUCAGCAAGCUUCAAGAAAUGCGUCAGGCAAAUCACGGGGUGGAUCAGCUAGAAGCUGCAAGAAGGUUCACAAGCAAGGAAUUGCACUUGGCCGGUCUGUAGACCUGACAAAGUUUAAUGGCUACAUGGAGCUGGUUUCUGAACUGGAUGACAUGUUUGACUUUAAUGGCGAUCUGAAGAGUUCUAACAAGGAAUGGAUGGUUGUCUACACUGACCAUGAAGGGGACAUGAUGCUGGUUGGGGAUGAUCCCUGGAGUGAAUUCUGCAAUAUAGUUCACAAGAUCUUCAUCUACACAAGGGAGGAGGUCCAGCGGAUGGCUCCAGGAGCCCUGAACUCGCGUUCGGAAGAAAGUCCUGCUAAUUCGAUGGAAAGGGGCUCGGCUGCGAGAGAAGUGCGAGGCUGCUUAUCCGCCUCCUCUCUUAAUUCAGAGAACUGCUAAUGCCAUCUCAGCUGCAGGUCUUUUGAAGGGAGACAGAAGUUAAUGCACCUGUAGAAGGAAUUGCGGUUUGUAGCUGAGAAUGCAUUUUUAUGUACUGGAUAAGCCCGAAGUACCUUAUCUGUAGAUGGAGCUUGUCCUGAUGGUCAAGUCGCACCUUUAUUUGCUGCAGUUUUGGUUUUUAUUUUGGUGAGGCAAGUCCAGCCGCCGGUCCUGCCAUAUAAUGUAUGCGUAGAGAAGUAAGCUCAGGCCCCACCCUCUCAGCCCUCAACCCUGUAAAUAGCCUAUUCCAACCACCUUGCCUAGUCUAAUAUAUUAUCUGCCGUAAUUGACUCAUGUAGCUUGCGUUGUUUAAUUAUCGCUGUGCUGUUGUGGACCUAUGUGGUGGUUUGAACCUGAAGAUCCUACUUCCUGCUUGACUGUGGUACUCUUUAAACUAACUGCAAUGCAAUGAGAUGAUAAUCUGCUUCA